CUGCUGGGAGGAGACAACAGCAGCGAGAUUUGGCCGACAUGGAAGAGACUUUAAGAAUGAAAGUGAAAGUUGCCUUCAGUUCGGGCGUUGUUCUGGACUUCAAUCGAAGGCUUGAAAGCGGUGGAACGCAGUUUCUUAAAAAAGAGCGAAGAUGUUUUAGUCCGGAAAAAAAAUUGGGGGCCUGCACAGCCAGACUUUGGAGAUAUGCAGAGAAUGUUCGGAUGGAAAGGGCUCCAGGGCCUGCUCCUGAUUUUCCUCCUCUGGAACUACUCAACGUUGGCAGAUGACUUCCGAAUCUCCUGCUCCCAAUACCCACUUGUGGUCGAGGUUGGUGCUACGGCAGUGUUGGAAUGUCAGCUGAUCCCCAGAUUGCCCCUCAAAGGUUUGGAGAUCCGCUGGAGCAAGGACAAUGCACUGGUACAUCUCUACAGAUUUGGGCAGGAUGAGAACGCGGGGCAACACGCUAGUUACAAGGAUAGGACCCAGCUGUUUGCCAGUGAAUUCCAGAAUGGCAACGUCUCCCUGAAACUCAUGCAAGUCACAUUGCCGGACAAUGGGAAGUACAAGUGUUUUGUGGAAUUAGAAGCUCAUGGGUUCAGAGAUGCAGAGGCCAUCCUGAGUGUAGCAAGAUUUGGAGAAUGGCCUUUGAUCAACUUGAACAAGUACACGGGGAAUGGAAUCCAGCUCCUGUGUGAGUCCGAGAACUGGUUUCCUCCACCGAUGGUGCAAUGGAGCAACGAGAAAGGUGUUAUCCAGACUCAGAAGGGACAGCCGGUAACGGAGGAGCCAAGCUCAGUCAACGUGAAGAGCUACAUCGAUGUGACCAGUGAUUCUGGGAACACCUUUAACUGUUUGCUAAAAAGCGAGAUGCUGAACAAGACAGUCUGUGCAGAGUUCUAUGUCCCAGAUGAAUUCCACCCCAAGACAUCCGUUUGGCUUUAUAUGUUCCUCUUGAUUUUCUUUGGCAUCCUUGGUCAUGUCGUUGGCCUCUUUCUGUUCUUCAGGAAACAAAAGAGACAGAUCCGAAAUCUAAGGAAGCAGCCAACAACAUUUGAUUAUGCCAACACGAAGUCCUAUAAUGAGGAACUCAGAGAAAUAAUGGAUAUUCGCUGGAAACAUCUAGGUGAAAUUCGCCCUCUCCCUAAACUAGCAAUUCAGAGAAUGACUGAUGCUGCAGCCUGCAUUGAACUGGACUGUGACACUACGCAUCCAAACCUCCUGAUAUCCUCCGAUCUGACCACCAUGAACUGCAUUGCACAAGGGAAUUUUCGUGCUGACAGCAGCGAGAGGGUCGAGCACAGGUUGGUCGUGCCGGGAAAGACCGGAUUCACCAGCGGCAGGCACUACUGGCUGGUGGAAGUGGACAUGCACUCCGUCUGGGACCUGGGAGUAGCCAGGGAGUUGGUAUGCAGGGAAGGAAAUCUACCUUUGAUCCCUGAAAACGGAUACUGGACUAUUCGGCACGAUGGGCAGAAAUACUGGGCCAACAUCACCAGCCCUUUGGAAAUCAUGUGCAAGGAGAAACUCCAGAGAAUUGGAAUAUAUGUCAACUACAACGCUGGACAGGUUCUGUUCUGCGAUGGCGCUGCCUACUCACACCUCCACAGCUUCACUUGCAGCUUUCAGGGGAUGAUCUACCCCUUCUUCAGUCUCUCAGGGUCUGGCAAAUGUUCCAUUUUACCAUCAAUCACCCCACUUCCCAAUUGGAAUCACUGACUGGAUCAAGUAUCUUCCAGUUGGGCCAUUGGUUAGCGUGUCGUGGAAUGGUGAUGCCACCCUGUUAAAGUCACAUGACCCAAAUGGAUGCCAUCUUGCUCCCAGAGAUUUUCCUACAGAAUUGGGAGACAAUGGUUCUCUCUUGUAUUUGCCAUUAAUAAUUACUGGGAUGGUUGGGUUGGGGGAGAAAUGGGCAGACUGCAUUGGGAGAGAAGAAGCCGAAAUGGAUUGCGCACUCCAAUACCGGGAUGUGCAUCUCCUACUUUAUCCCUGAUUUACUCCUCCUUUCCUGGAUUGGCCACAAGUUUGGAGAAAUUCUGCGCACCUCAGCUUUACCAAUCCUUAACAAAUAUAUUUUAUUCAUUGUCUUGGCCUCUGAUACCUUCACAACUCUGCUCACAUACACAAACAUUUACUUUCUUCCCAACAGCGUGAAACUUGACAAUCACACUACUGCAAAUUAGAUUUUAAUCCAUUUUUCCUAUGACUUUAGCAGGCCCUUAUUUAGUAAAUAUUUAGCCUGUAACCAACAUAAUCUCUCUCUCUCGCUCUCUCUGUGCUAGGAAUAUAGAUCUUCAGAACAUGUUGAGACCUUCAAACCUGUUUGAUAGGACUAUCUGUGAUCUGGAGACUGGCCCAGCUCUACUUCCUCUGUCUAUCCCGUAACCCUUCACUCUCUUGUCUAUCAAACCUAUCUAACUUGGUCGUUGAAUAAAUUAAAAUACCCAGCCCUACUGCCUCCUGGGAACCCCAUACUCUAAUAGCACUCAGACCAAAAUAAUCCUCUCAUCCCUGUCUUGGAAAGGGAUGCCUCUUAUCCUCCUCUCCGAUCUAAAAGGGCUUCCCUUUACUCUAUGGCCGUGCCUUUGGGUCCUAGUCCCUCCUCCUAAUGGAAACAUCUUCACAACAUCCAUUCUGUCCAGGCCAUUCAGUAUUCUGUAAGUUUCAAUUAGAUGCCCCCUUUUCCUUCUCAACUCUAUCAAGUAUAGACCCAGAGUCCUCAAAUGUUCCUCAUAUAUUAAGUAUUUCAUUCCUGGGACCAUUCUGUGGAAUGUUCCCAUAGAAUUGUGAAUCAGUUGGAACUCCCUCUAUCUCUGGUUGAAAUUGUUGUUCUGAUUGGUGAGUAAUGAAUUAUUUUGUCAGUACACGUCACAGUUGGUGUUUCUAGGAUGGGAAGCAUCACCACAGUAACAGAAGGAGUAAUGUGAAGAGGACAUUGUACCUAUUUCAACUCUUGACUGAAUUUUGAACCUUCCUCACGUUUUUCUUAGCUGUUAACAUGCUCUGACAUCCUGUACAUCAUAGAGUCCUGCGUUAUGAAAGAAAGUUUAUCUAUUUUUAACGUGGCAAUGUAUGACUUUUUAGAAAUUGUUCUGAUCUAGGUAAUCAAUAAUUCUGAUAACUUAGUGACUGUGAAAUAUCAAUAUUUGAUGGACAUGGUUCCUAAUCCUGAAGCAGGAUUUCUGACUAUUUUGCUUGAUUUGGAGAAUGGCGCAGGUCAUAGCGGAAUCCUUGGAAUUAAAAUUCCGAUCUGCACCAUCUCACUAAGUUUGCGGCUCGAUACAAGGCCCACAACAAGUCACCGCCUGCCAUCAAGCACAGGCCAGUAUCUUUUUGUUAGUGUCCUGUUUCCUGGACUUGAUGGUGGGAAUGGUGGAGUUGACCUGUUUGUGGAGAAGUCACCACCUCUUCGAACAAUUCAAUAUGUGAACAAAGUAGAUCAACCUUGCUAUUUGCAGAAGGUUUCACACCGACUCAGAUCGUCUUGCUGGACUCAUUCCACCGUGUUCCUGGAGUAUUAAGACAGAUGUGUCUCCUUUGAGUUCGGCAUGUGUCUGUUUGUUUUAAUUUUGUCUUACAGAAUGAAUUAUACACAAAUAUGUUUGGAUUAAAAAGGACUAAAUGUGAUUUGCUAUGUGGUAUCCAUAUCGCAAUGAUUGUACAAAUUAAAUAUUAAUUAUUAAAGAUCCAAUAAUUACA
This is a messenger RNA of Rhincodon typus (whale shark), 3696 nucleotides long. Its product is annotated as butyrophilin subfamily 1 member A1-like. NCBI's taxonomy places the organism in Eukaryota, Metazoa, Chordata, Chondrichthyes, Orectolobiformes, Rhincodontidae. Bases 205 to 1716 code for a protein of 503 amino acids. The transcript has 12 exons. Gene Ontology annotation, molecular function: protein binding. The record is from RefSeq and is a predicted model, not a curated record.